GGGAGAGGAGUGUGGGAGCGGUUGGGAGGGGUUCCCUGGGAUGGAGGAGUGGGAGCGCAGGGCGGUGAGAGGGUGUGAUGUGGCCGGGCUGCCUGAGAGGAGGUUCUCACGGGGAGCAGACGACUGGCCGUUAGGGCAGCUCUCUAAAACAGGAGCACAGGAGGCGGAGGCGCUUGGCAGAAGGAUCAGGGAGACGUACGGUGCAGCGCUGUUGGACGGGCUGGUGGCGGGCUGUGAGGGGGAGAGAGAAGAAGAAGGAGGAGGAGGAGGAGAAGGAGAGGGAGGAGGAGAGACCGAAGGCGAAGGGGAUGUGAGGAGGAAGGAAGGGAUACCGGGUGCACGUGAUGCAGACAGAGGGGUGAACGUGCAUCCCUCUGAUUUGCGCGUUUACCAGAGUGCACUCGAUGAGGCAUGUGGCAUGAAGCAUGGCUCUGGUGCGGUAGCUGACUCCAGCCUCACUCAGUGCGGGGGCAGCAGAGAGACAGAGACAGAGACAGAGACAGAGACCUCGCUAAAAAGAGAGACAGAGGCCUCUUGUCUCGCGCAGUCGCUGGCAGCCGCCAUUCGCGUGAGAGCCACCAGCUUCCCGCGGACCUACCACUCAGCCUUCUUCAUGCUCCGUGGGUUGCUGGGGUCACAGGCGGCAGCGGCAGCAGCAUGUGGGGCGAUGGAGAUCCGGGAGGACAAGGACGAGACGCUGAUCGACUCGGGACGAUGCGAGCGCGCCACUCAGUUGGCUCACUCGGCUUGGCGCAGAGUCACUCAGGGCCUCCCUCCCCUCACCCCGCCCUCUGAUGCUCCUGCCGCUCCUGCUGCUGCUGCUGCUGCUUCUGCCGCCAGCGUUGCUGCCGCUUCCUUAGAUGGCGUUCUCCCUGCUGCUGGUUCUGCUCCUAAUGCCCCUCCUUCUGCUGUUGGUGCUGCUACUAAAGGUGCUACCACUACCGGUAGCACUACUACCGUUGGCGGUGAUGGUGGUGGUGGUGGAUGGCGCAAGAAACAGGUGCACGCACGUGAGGCGCUGAGGACCGUCCUAGGCCUACCAUCCGGCCCGUUCCCCUGGCCUUGGGCCAUAGACUUCGUGCAUUGCUGCCACCACCACGGGGACCCUCUCCCACUGCACAUCACCCCCCCUCUCAUCCACUCCAUCCGCUCCCUCAUCGCACAAGACUACGCCAAGGUCUACUCCUGUCGACCUGUGGCUCGUCUCUCCAUGGGCCCUCUCCUACGUGACCUGCACCGCUGCCUCUCCCACUGCAUAUGUGCUAACAACACCUCCUACUCUUCCUCCUCUUCCUCAGCAGCCCCCACCACCACCACCACGCCCCCUCCAUCCCCUCGACUCCACCUCUACUCGGCACAUGAUGUCACGUUGCUGCCUCUGGCUGCAUCUCUGGGCGUCCCCUACGUCUCAUGGCCGGUCUACACGUCAUCCCUUGCCAUUGAACUCUGGGCCGAACCCCCUCCAUCAAAGCGCACUCGCCCCCCACACGCGCACUCGCUCUCCCACACAUCUGCUCCGCUCGCUUCUACUUCCGCUGACCGCCCCUCCUCCUCGCGCGCUCGCAUCUUUGUGCGCGUGCUUCGGGACUUUGAGCCUGUUGCCCUGCCACGCCGUGUGCCUGACGGGGAGGCAAGCUCUUGGCUGGUAGUAGGUGAUUGUGGGAAAGAGGAAGAGAUGGUGUCUGGCAGUCUGCUUGGGGAUGGGGGCUCUGCCGUUCGCCUCAUGACUAGGGAUGAGACUGUUCCCCUGUCGUGCCGUGUGCCUGAAGGGGAAGCAAGCUCUUGGCUGGUAGAUCGUGGGUGGGAGGGGGAGCAGGUGUUGUUUGGACGGCAGCCUGGGGAUGGGGGCUCUGACGCUGGCCUCAUGACUUGGGGUAAGACUGCCCCCGUGCCAGGCCGUGUGCCUGAAGGGGAGGCGGUGACUCAGGCGAGCACUUGGCUGGUGGAUGAUAGUGAGCAGGAGGAGGAGCAGGUGUUGGAUGGCUGGCAGCUUGGGGAUGGGGAGGAUGCUGACGUGGGCGUCUUGAGUAGGUCUGUCCCCCCUUCCCCCCUGGAGGAGUUAUGUAGCUGGGAUCAUUUUGAGCGCAUUAUGCUCUGGACCUGUGCACCAGGUGGUGACGAGUAGCACAGGCACUACAUUGGCGUGAAUCUUUCAUGGAGAGUUGUUGGCCCGCUAGUCAGCCGGCCAGGUGAUGCUUGUUCAUAUGGAAGUUUACGGUAUCA
Closterium sp. NIES-67 is the source of this 2223-nucleotide messenger RNA. The record is from the annotation of a GenBank genome assembly. Lineage: Eukaryota; Viridiplantae; Streptophyta; Zygnematophyceae; Desmidiales; Closteriaceae.